AUGUCCCCUACUCUGCCCCCUCGUUUUCCUCCUGCGGUCGAACCGAUGCGAUACAUGUGGAACGCAACAUUUUCCCAUUCGUUCAAUGAUCAAGGUGAAUUGAAGAUCUCCAAUGUCGAACUUAUGAAUUGCAGUCAAGUCUCAUUAUACAGUACUGACCCAAAUGAUUCAAGAGAACAGUGUGGGAUCAUCUUGACACAAGAUAGCAAGUACGGUCAUAUCCUAACUUCUACCUCCUCUUUCCCUUCUAGUUCAACUCUCACUCAUCUACCUACUGGGUCAUCCCAAGCUCCGAGCAAGAUGAACACUCUCACCGUCCCAUUUCCUUCAGCUAGAAGCACCUCCAUUCCUACACUUACCAAUGGAAGUGUCUUGAAAGGUAGAGGCAAGGAAAUCUCCCUGGUCCUCACGGAUUUGGAGUAUGAAGAGUACUCGGAAGAUGUUAGAUCACAUAUAUUUGUCUCAGCCAUACCCGGAACGGCAUGGACGGACAAGGGUGGUGGAAUACCCCAUGAGCAAAAGAUAACGGUGAUUACUCAGGGUUUGGAGAGGUUCUUGAGGGAAUUUGCCAAUGGGAGUUUACAAAGUGUCAGUAUUGUCAGACCGGCAGUUUUGAGUAGUACACACGAACGUGAGAAGAUUGGGUCGUACGGACAAACUACUAGUGCUUUGAGUAGGAGAAAAGGAAGGGAUACCUAUUACUCGAGACUUUGA
Tremella mesenterica DSM 1558 is the source of this 714-nucleotide messenger RNA. RefSeq lists its product as uncharacterized. The record is from RefSeq and is a predicted model, not a curated record. The transcript has a single exon. The coding region runs from base 1 to 714 and encodes 237 amino acids. Lineage: Eukaryota; Fungi; Basidiomycota; Tremellomycetes; Tremellales; Tremellaceae.